Messenger RNA from Vigna radiata var. radiata (mung bean), 657 nucleotides. RefSeq names its product DNA (cytosine-5)-methyltransferase 1B-like. Lineage: Eukaryota; Viridiplantae; Streptophyta; Magnoliopsida; Fabales; Fabaceae. Gene Ontology annotation, molecular function: methyltransferase activity. Gene Ontology annotation, cellular component: nucleus. The coding region runs from base 1 to 657 and encodes 218 amino acids. The transcript has 7 exons. The record is from RefSeq and is a predicted model, not a curated record.
AUGAGGCCGGGCGCCCUUCCUGGUACAGAUACCAUUGGUGAUCUCCCAGCUGUGGGCAAUGGAGCCUUAAAAGGAAACAUGGAGUAUCAAAACGAUCCUGUAUCAUGGUUUCAAAAGAAGAUUCGUUGUGAAAUGGUUGUCUUGACUGAUCAUAUUUCCAAGGAGAUGAACGAAUUGAACUUGAUUCGAUGCCAGAAAAUUCCCAAGAUGCCAGGUGCUGAUUGGCGUGAUCUUCUAGAGGAAAAGGUAACAUUGUCUAAUGGACAAGUUGUUGAUUUGAUACCAUGGUGCUUGCCCAACACGGCUAAGCGACACAAUCAAUGGAAGGGACUAUUUGGUAGGUUGGNUUGGCAAGGGAAUUUCCCAACUUCCAUUACAGACCCUCAGCCAAUGGGGAAGGUUGGAAUGUGCUUCCACCCUGACCAAGAUAGGAUUGUUACUGUUCGUGAGUGUGCUCGAUCUCAAGGCUUUCCAGAUAGCUAUAAAUUUUCUCGCAAUAUCAUUCACAAGCACAGACAGAUUGGUAAUGCUGUGCCUCCUCCUCUGGCAUUUGCAUUAGGGCGAAUGCUGAAGGAAGCAGUGAACAGAGUUUUGGCAUGGGAAGCAGAUGAUGAUGUUACAUAUGAUGCUGGUGCUGUUAAAAGCGAAGACGCGUGA